Messenger RNA from Galeopterus variegatus (Sunda flying lemur), 1442 nucleotides. It is a transcript of the gene FAS, whose product is annotated as Fas cell surface death receptor. Gene Ontology annotation, cellular component: membrane raft; CD95 death-inducing signaling complex; external side of plasma membrane. Gene Ontology annotation, molecular function: protein binding; tumor necrosis factor receptor activity. NCBI's taxonomy places the organism in Eukaryota, Metazoa, Chordata, Mammalia, Dermoptera, Cynocephalidae. The transcript is spliced from 9 exons. The record is from RefSeq and is a predicted model, not a curated record. Bases 1 to 1173 code for a protein of 390 amino acids. Gene Ontology annotation, biological process: activation-induced cell death of T cells; negative regulation of apoptotic process; necroptotic signaling pathway.
AUGAGUGAAAGGUCAGUGAUUAGCAAAGACUUGUACCGAGACGAGAAAUCAGGCUUGGAAGGCUUUAUCUGUGCCGGCAGCAGCAUCCCCACACAGGCAGCAUGGGGCGGCGGGAGGCGUAAGUACAAGACCCAGCCUGACCUUCCCCCUGGGGGUUGGGCUUAUAUUUCAUGUGUGGUACUUACCUUUAUUGCUGGAUCGUUGUCCACAAGUGUUAAUGCCCGAGUAACUGAUACUAACUCUGAGGGGCUGGAAUUGAGGAAGAAUGUUACCAAAAAUGAAACUCAGUGCAUGGAAGGCAUGCAUCAUGGAGGCCAAUUCUGCUGUAAGCCAUGUCCUGCUGGCACAUGGAAAGCUGCUGACUGCCUAGUUGAUAAGGGCCAACCACUCUGUAAGGUCUGCCGAGAAGGGGAGGAGUACACAGAGAAGGAACAUUAUUCUCCUAAAUGCAGAAGAUGUAGAAUUUGUGAUGGAGGACAUGGCUUGGAAGUGGAAAUGAACUGUACCCAGACUCAGAAUACCAAGUGCAGAUGUAAAUCAAACUUUUUUUGUAACACUUCUGUUUGUGAACACUGUGACCCCUGCAGCACGUGUGAGCAUGGAAUCAUUGAGAAAUGCACACCGACCAGCAACACCAAAUGCAAAGAAAAAGGAUCCAGAUCUAAUUUGCUGUGGUUGUGUUUCCUCUUGUUCCUGGUUCCAGUAAUAAUAGUUUGGGGUAAGCUCUUACUUUUUUCAAAGUGGCUGAGAAAAUACAGAUCAUGGAGCAGUAAAAAGCGUGAUUGCCACAAAUCUGCAACCCUAAAUCCUGAGACAGUGCCAAUGAAUUUAUCAGACAUUGACUUGAGUAAAUAUAUCACUGCUAUUGCUGAAAUAAUGACAAUACAUGACGUUAAAGAAUUUGUUCGGAAGAAUGGUAUGAAUGAAGCCAAAAUAGAUGACAUCAAGAACGACAAUCCCCAAGACACAGCUGAGCAGAAAGUCCAACUGCUUCACAAUUGGUACCAAUGUCACGGGAAGAAAGACGCAUAUAACACUAUGAUUAAAAGUUUGAGAAAAGCCAAUCUUUGUGCUCUUGCAGAAAAAAUUGAGGAAAUAGUCCAGAAGGACAUAACCAGUGACCAAGAAAUUUCAAACUUCAACAAUGAAAAUGAAAGACAAAGCUUGGCAUAGAGUGAAAAAUCACUAACUCAGUUCUGAGAAUGUGUAAUUAGUGUUUGAAAAAGUUCCUAAUAACCGAAUGCUGUAAAUAUUGCUUGGCUUUUUACUGGGUGUUUUUUACUUUUUCUUUUAUUAGAUUUGUAGGCUAAUAUAUAGUUGAAUGCAAAAUUUAAUAACGUUCUACCUCAAAGAUCUUUGCACAGGUGAUUGGUAUUUUAUUGUGCAAUAUUUCAAUUUUGUAUUCACAUAGAAAAUUCAGAUUAAAUUAUAAUGCUUGAGUA